GGUAUUGUAAUUGCGAUGACAUAACUCAGUUCAUUCUUUUCCAUAGCAUAUAAUUUCUAGCAAGCUUUUUCGUGAUGUUAGCCUUGAGACGGCAUAAAAGACAAUUCACUGCAUUGUUUUUUUCUAUAUGCUCAGUUUAUUGCAUAUUGUCGACUUUUAUUAAACGAAUGCAUUUCAACUCGACCGCAAAUGAGCCGUUUAAAAUGGUCAACGAGUAUCACCCGUUUGUUGAUUUCAAAUUUGUGAUACCGGAAAUUUCUCCAAAGUUUGAUGAGACGUCGAAUAUAUUCAUGAUGGUGUUAGUCAAUUCUGGUGCCAAAGGAGAUGAGUUCAGAAAACGUCGCGAGGCCAUCCGACAAACCUGGGGAAAUCGGGAAAACUGCGAACAACGUAAAGCUUCGCAAGAUGAAAGAUUAAAACACUUAAGAUGGCUGCUCGUAUUUGUUGUUGGAAAAGCAGGAACUGGAACGAACGACGAUGAAUUGAAUAUGGCUGAAGCUCGACAAUACAACGAUAUGUUGAUUGGAAAUAUCACAGACAACUACAUUAACAAUAUUAUCAAGUUUUACAUGGGUCAGGUUUGGGCGAGUAGAUUUGAUGUAAAAUACACGAUGAAAACAGACGACGAUGUUUACGUGCGUAUACCACGCGUGUUGGAGUAUCUUGUGAAUGCGAAGUUUCCAAGACCAUUCUAUGGGGGUCGGAUAAACCCCCCUAGUAAGGUAGACCGCAAAAUCGAUGGGAAAUGGGCAAUAAGUCAUAAGUAUUUCGACGAAGCAUAUUUCCCACGCAUGAACUAUGGUGGAUUCUUUAUUUUAUCGAGCGACCUUCUCGGUAAAUUGACCAACUAUGUGUACAAAAGAAAACCGUUUCACGUCGACGACGCAUACGUUGGUGUGGCCAUGAGAGACUUUAAUAUCAAACCAUCAAAGAUCGAGUCGUUUCACUUGGUUCAAAGAGAACCAUGGCGUGCUCGUCUUAGGACUUUGAGAAACUGCGAAAUUUUAAGCUGGAGUGCGCUUGGACAUACGAUGAGUCCUCGCGAUAUUAAAAUUUUCCACGAACGGUUCGAGUCUCUUGUAUGUACGGAUAUCCCACUGGAUACCGAGUACCAUCGCUGCAUCACAACUGCCGUUUACCUCUGGUUGAAAACUGGCGUUUUAUGGUUGAAAAGGAAUAUAAUGAACUGAUGGUGACGGUUGAUUUUAUGAUUGCGGAUUAAUUGAAAAUAAAAAAAAUGUGUAACCAUAGCAGAAGUUGAUUUGAACCCGGCGUUUACACACUAGUUAUAGCAAAACUAUACAAACUAUAUACAUUACUAUAUAAAUACAGAUAUACAUGGAUGAGUUACACUAUGUACACUUAACGAUUUAAAAUAAACACAUAUUACUGCAUGUUCUACAAGACUGCCGUACGGACGAGAGUCUGUUUUAUAAAAGGAAGUAGUUGUCAAUCACUCUUUUAAAUCACUUAGGGGAACGCGGGAUGAAAACGUCCCGUCUCGAGACGGGAGGCCCUUAAAGUGCUACUGCGACGCAAUUUCUGACCUCAUUUUUAUUGGCCGAAAGAAUUCUUCAGUUAUUUAGCACUAUAUUUGAAGUUUUAUAAGUAUAGUGCCGUCAGCCUUUCGAACAAUCUUCCGUCUGAAGCCAAGCAAGCGGAUUCAAUAUUCGAAAUCCAAAUGAAAAGUCACAACUUUUGAGUUUUAAUUCCGGAAAUCGCGAGAAAUCUAAAGUUCGACCUGAUAGCUUAGUUCCAGUACUGGAGAUAAAGUGGGUUUAUUUGCGCUCAAACAAAACUGGAAAUGCAAAAGUCA
Messenger RNA from Dendronephthya gigantea, 1816 nucleotides. RefSeq names its product beta-1,3-galactosyltransferase 1-like. Gene Ontology annotation, molecular function: hexosyltransferase activity. The transcript has a single exon. Bases 75 to 1190 code for a protein of 371 amino acids. The record is from RefSeq and is a predicted model, not a curated record. Gene Ontology annotation, cellular component: membrane. Lineage: Eukaryota; Metazoa; Cnidaria; Anthozoa; Malacalcyonacea; Nephtheidae.